Messenger RNA from Pygocentrus nattereri (red-bellied piranha), 3502 nucleotides. It is a transcript of the gene tmem30b, whose product is annotated as transmembrane protein 30B. Bases 175 to 1200 code for a protein of 341 amino acids. Lineage: Eukaryota; Metazoa; Chordata; Actinopteri; Characiformes; Serrasalmidae. Gene Ontology annotation, cellular component: endoplasmic reticulum; plasma membrane; Golgi apparatus. The record is from RefSeq and is a predicted model, not a curated record. The transcript is spliced from 8 exons. Gene Ontology annotation, biological process: phospholipid translocation.
AAGUUAACCUACGUGUGCAGGCUCACCUGCUGGACAGGUAAUGCAGGACGUGCUUCGGCUCAGCGAUUACGACUGUUUAUAGAGUUUAUAAAAGAAAAAAGGGACUUUUUUAUCGUUUUCUCUGGAUAAUUUGGUUAAUUUUUUCACCACGUGAUAUCCAGCUCGUGAGCCAGGAUGAAAUCUGAGGGUGAAUUUGUGAACCAGCCGGAUAACACGGCCUUCACGCAGCAGCGUCUCCCUGCCUGGCAGCCCAUGCUCUCCGCAGGCAUAGUCAUCCCUCUCUUCACUCUCAUCGGCCUGGCCUUCAUUGGCAUCGGAGUUGCGCUUUUCAUCACCUCGCAGAACAUCAAAGUGCAGGAGUUGGAUUACACAGGCACUGCGACGAGCUCGCCCUGCUUUCAGUGCAGUGGUCUCUCCAUCCAGAACUGCACCUGUGAGCGCAACUUCUCUCUGUCUGAGCUGUUUGAGGGUCCAGUAUUCUUCUACUAUGGCUUGAGCAACUACUACCAGAACUACAGACAGUACGGAGUGUCUAAGGAUGACUACCAGCUCUCUGGAGACACCACAUACUUUCUGAAACCGCAGUCUUACUGCUCUCCCUAUCAGUAUUCCAACAACAAACCCAUUGUUCCCUGUGGAUCCAUUGCAAACAGCAUGUUCAACGACACGUUCAGACUGUAUCUGCUGGUUAAUGGCAGUAGGAAGCAGGUGCCGUUUGAUGGGAAAGGAAUCGCGUGGUGGACAGAUUACAACAUCAAAUACAGAAAUCCUUCUCCAGUCAAUGGAUCUUUCGCAGCAGCUUUUGAUGGGACGACGAAGCCCGUAAACUGGCAGAAGUCAGCGUACGAGCUGGACCCGACUGACCAGGCCAAUAAUGGCUUCCUGAACCAGGACUUCCUGGUGUGGAUGAGGCGUGCAGCGCUGCCCAACUUCAGGAAGCUUUACGGGAGAAUAACGGGAGGAGAUUACAGUCAGGGGCUCCCUGCCGGAAACUACACCCUCCAGAUCAGCUACAAUUACCCUGUGCUGAGUUUUGGGGGCACUAAGAAGGUGGUAUUCAGUAACGUCUCAUGGAUGGGGGGGAAGAACCAAUUCCUCGGAAUCGCCUACCUGGUGAUCGGAUCCCUCUGCGUCGUGAUGGCGAUCGUCAUGCUCAUCGUUUAUGCAAAAUACAAGUUCCCUGACAACGACGAUGCAUAGUGACGAUGAUAUUGCAGUCCUUCAGCUCACAAUGUGAAAAGUUCAGGUUUUUUCUCCAGGUGAUUUCUCCUAAAGCCAUGCAAGCCCCUUAAAGCUCCUGACCUGCUCUGUAGCUCACCUGCACAGGUCUGUUCAGAGCCAAACAGACCUCGAACAUUUGUCACUGUUAUAUUAUGUUAACUUUUAUUUCCUUCCACCUUGGAUCAGUAGAAAUGAUCCAGAAUUACUGAAUCUCAUCACAUUGAAUUCAGUUAAAUUUCAGAGAUUCGAUAUUCUGUUACAGCAGUGGCAGUAAAGUGUACGAUGUACUUUACACCCUCAGGCAAACACUAGAACUGGAGUGAUAUUUAGUGAUAUUUAUUCACAAAGUAAGACUAUCUGCAGCAAAACCUACGCUAAUCUACAUCAGUGCACUAAUUUCAGAAUUUAACUUCAAAGGGCCUAUAUCCUAUAUUUUCCUUUCAUUUUAUUUCCCCCAGCCGAGGUCCCUAUUACUGUACAAUGUUUAUACUCACUAUUUCAAGGUUUAUACUUAUGUUAUAUAACAGUCAUAACUUAUUUUACAUGAUCAUUUUCCAAGCUCUGUUUAUCAAUUGCAAUUAAGCAGGUUAUUACUCUUACUGUGCCUUUAAUACUGAUAUAUGAAAAUGAGCUAUGUUUUGAUUAGCUGCCCUGUAUAAUGUCCUAUUUAAAAAGCAAUCUAGGAUUAAAUGUUCCUUACAGCUCCAGGGUGAGGCUAAACUGCUGUAGGCCGAAUGGGUGGGGAAAAAUUUCUGUGGGUCGAAUAGGCGGGGUUAAACAGCUAUAGGCUGAUUGUGUUGGGUUAAACUGCUUUGAGCAGAAUUUGUGGAUAUAUGUAAAUACAGCCUUUAAUGACAUCACAACCAUGAUGUAUUCAAGAAAGGCUGUUUUUGCAGUUUGUUUUGCUUAAAUGGACCGUGCACAGACUAUAUCACACUCAUUUUAAAAGGAGGGUUGUUAAAGGAGUUUGUUUACAUCUGAUUGUUCAGGUUUUUCACGUUAGGGCCCGACUGAUGUAUCAGUCGACUGAUAAUAUUGGCUGAUAUUGACAACUCGUGAUUUUAUUGGUAUCAGCAAAAAUGUAGCCGGUAAUUACUGACUUUAACAUCUAAUUUCACAGAUAGCAGGCUCCACCCCCUGUGCUGCAACAUUAUUUUAGUUAAAACUGAGAGUUUGUAAGUUUAAGAGGUUUGGACAUACAGAAUGGACAGUCAUAUCAGCUCAGUUGAACUAAAACUGAAGAGAAUAUAAAAUACAACACAAAUGAGAUAUUAAAUAUUCAUUGCUUUUUGGACAUUUUUAAAUCCAAGUCCGUCGGGCUGGAGCUCAAACGCUUCAAAACAGCCUUGAUAUUCUGAACUGAGCUUGUUUAUGGGGGUCUGUUACUCUGUUAUUUCAAAAGCCAUAAUGUUUAAAAAUGAUACUGAGGUUAAAAAUGCAUUUUUGAGGAAAGUGAAUUAGGUUUUAAAUCUAGAAGUAUUAGAUAUGAACCCUUUCUUUAGAACAAAACAGCAAAUGGAGCUGAUUAGUGUUGAAAUAAUGUAGUAACAUCAGAAUGACUCAUGUAAUUACUGUAGUUACUGUAGUUACAGAAUGACUCAUGUAAUUACUGUAGUAAAUCAAUUUAACCAUGCUGGGUCUCUAGUAACUGAUUUCUCAUCUCUGUAUGAAGCCAGAUAAUGUUACAUUGAAAUGGUGUUCUAGUGUAUUAGUGGGCUUUUUUGUCUCAGGUUCUUUUAUUUCUUUGUGUAGGGCUGUAACGGGACAAAACCGUUCAGGGAGCACUUUAACUUUUCCCCCUCUGUUCUCUCAGGGGAGCGGAUGAGAUGAAUAUUUUUGUAAAAUUAAGGAAAUUCUAAAGUUUAUUCUGGUGUAUAUUUUGGUAAAGGGGAUUUUUAAGAUAUGUUUAGAAUCAGAAAAUGAUCUAGACUGAUGUUGCACUGCAGAUUGAUGGAGAAUGUGUUGUAUUGUCUAUAUGGUUCUAUAAAGUGCCAAAAAGUGUUCUGCUAUAGUUACGUCAUCAAGCUUGCAUUCAAAAGCAGAACCAUAUACGACACAUUCUCCAUCAAACUGGAGAACGAUUUCACCAGGCAGAUUCACCAGGUUCUUUGAGUGUUCACAGUUCUGUCUUUGCUAAGAAACCCUUGAAGAACCACCUCUUUUAAGAGUGUCAUUAUUUAAAACAGUAAAUAGCCUCCACCAUCUUCAGAGUAUAUCUGCUGAAACCGAGUGGCUGAAUUUCUGCUCUGUUCUGAAAUAAAAUGAAGAAAAACAUCAGAAA